UUCCAGUGUCUCCUUGAAGAACACACGCAUGCACCCUGGGUUCUGAGAGACAUUUGGGUUCAUAUAAACUCUCUGGCGUUAAAAAGCCCCGGAGGAUGCCGCGGUAUGAGCUGUAUAUGAUCCUGAAGGCGAUGCAGAGGCCGGAGACCGCGGCUGUUUUGCGGCGCACGGUGGAGACUCUGUUCGAGCGCGGCGCGGUGGUCCGGAGCCUGGAGAACCUCGGCGAACGCAGACUACCGUACAAGAUCUCCAAACACGACUCUCGGCAAACACACGGUGGAUAUUUCUCUAUUGACUUCCAUGCGUCGCCGAACAUAGUCAGCGAGCUGUUGAAUCACCUUGAACGGGACGUUGACGUGCUGCGUCCGACGGUAGUAAAGAAAGACACUGAGCUCCCCAAAGGACAGUGUUGUGGAGCAGCCCGAGAAGAGAAAGCGAAGAUGGCCAGUUAAAUGAUUGUGAAGAUCGCCUCAUCUCCUGGAUUUUGUGUUGUUUGCAGACGAGCCAGUAAAUGCCAGCAUCCAUUAUACAAAUUUGGAGAGGUGGAAUUACUUCAGCUAAUCAUGUCAUGCAUACUUCUGUUAAGAAACUGUAUAUAUGAUCUCUUUGCAGGAUUUUUUUGGAGUAUUUAAUUUUAUUGUAACAGAAUCUACUUCAUAAUUACAUGCUCUGAAAUAAUUAAUAAAAAAAAUCUUUAUACCAGUCA
This is a messenger RNA of Danio aesculapii, 706 nucleotides long. RefSeq names its product mitochondrial ribosomal protein S6 (gene mrps6). NCBI's taxonomy places the organism in Eukaryota, Metazoa, Chordata, Actinopteri, Cypriniformes, Danionidae. Gene Ontology annotation, cellular component: ribosome; mitochondrial small ribosomal subunit. Gene Ontology annotation, biological process: translation. The transcript has 2 exons. The record is from RefSeq and is a predicted model, not a curated record. Gene Ontology annotation, molecular function: small ribosomal subunit rRNA binding; structural constituent of ribosome. Bases 96 to 452 code for a protein of 118 amino acids.